This is a messenger RNA of Daphnia carinata, 3561 nucleotides long. RefSeq names its product furin-like protease 1. Gene Ontology annotation, molecular function: serine-type endopeptidase activity. Gene Ontology annotation, biological process: peptide hormone processing. The transcript has 16 exons. The record is from RefSeq and is a predicted model, not a curated record. NCBI's taxonomy places the organism in Eukaryota, Metazoa, Arthropoda, Branchiopoda, Diplostraca, Daphniidae. The coding region runs from base 541 to 3522 and encodes 993 amino acids. Gene Ontology annotation, cellular component: Golgi membrane; trans-Golgi network.
CUCGUAUUCUUGCUUCAGUUUGGGGUCGGCUCGCACUGGCUGUCGUCCAUUCGAACGAGCUGUAGUAACUUUGAAAUAUCCCAACUCACGCCGACAAACACGACCACAGUGCGAAACCCCGUGAUAGUGGAGCCGCUACGAAGGACAUUCACGGCUCCAAGCUGUGACCGAAGCAAUGAAUGACCAAAGUUUGUGAAUCAAACAUCACUCGAUCUGUAGAUUCUCUCGAGCCCUCAACAGAUUGAGCGCCUUCAGCAGUCGGCCAUUUUUCCUGUUUUUUUUUUCUUUUCCCUAGUUCUUGUGAGUUGAUGUCGGGUGUCAAUGGGUUAACCGAUAGGCCUCCGCUUCACAGUUCCUUUGGAUCGUCCUUUUUCUACCAUUUUUUCAAGAAAAAGUGUUGUGCGGUGCUCUUCGACUUGUGUUUGCUGCUACCAGUGUGUUUGUGUGUGUGUCGGUUGUUGUGUUGCAAAUCACAAGUGAAAAGACUUGUACCUAAAGGUUUUGAUUACUUCCUCCAAGGCUAGCAAACAAUCAUUACAGAUGAAUUGGAACGGAGCAAUGUUGUCUGCUAGUGCGCGGAUGUUGACAAUGCUUUCAGUGUUCCUACUUCUUUUGGCUAGUGGUUUGGCCGUCUCCUCCUCGGAAGAAGAUGAUUAUUCCUCCUCUUCGACUGCAUUCACCGAUCAGUGGGCCGUUCACAUCAGCGGUGGCGAUGAAGUAGCAGACGCCAUAGCUGCCCGGCACGGAUUUACUAAUCUCGGCAAGAUAUUUGGUGACUACUAUCAUUUUCAGCACAGAAAAGUGGCAAAAAGAUCAACAGAGCCGGGCACUGAUCACAGCGAUCUACUCAAUAAUGACCCCGAGGUCCGGUGGGUCAAGCAGCAGGUGGUGAAGAAACGAGUCAAACGUGAUUUCCUGGAAGAACCUUCUGGCCGGACGCGACGAUCGAGAAGUGAUCGUCGACCUUCACGGCGUGCUGGAACUAUCAGAUCAAUUAGUUACAAUCUCAAUGAUCCUCGUUGGACACAAAUGUGGUACCUGAACCGAGGAAUGGGCCUUGACAUGAACGUCCAAGAGGCCUGGGCCGAAGGCGUAACUGGAAAGGGAACCGUGGUGACCAUCCUCGACGACGGGCUGGAAAAGGAUCAUCCAGACAUCCGCCGGAAUUAUGAUCCUUUGGCCAGCUAUGACGUCAACAAUCACGACGAGGAUCCCAUGCCACGCUACGAUCUGAUCGACUCGAAUCGUCACGGCACUCGAUGUGCCGGCGAAGUCGCCGCUGAAGGCAACAACUCCAUCUGCGCCGUCGGAGUGGCUUUUGAUGCCGGCAUAGGAGGAGUUCGAAUGUUAGAUGGUGACGUGACAGACGCUGUUGAGGCUCGUUCUCUCAGUCUCAAUCCGAAUCACAUCGACAUUUACAGCGCGUCUUGGGGCCCCGACGAUGAUGGAAAGACUGUGGACGGCCCGGGUGAGUUGGCCACGCGAGCUUUCAUCGAAGGAGUCACUAAGGGUCGCGAUGGUAAAGGCUCCAUCUUUGUCUGGGCUUCUGGCAACGGCGGCCGGGAUCACGACAAUUGCAAUUGCGAUGGAUACACCAAUUCCAUCUGGACGUUGAGCAUCAGCAGCGCCACGGAGAACGGCUACGUACCUUGGUAUUCCGAGGCGUGUUCGUCCACUUUGGCCACCACUUACAGCAGCGGGUCGUCUGGCGAGAAACAGAUCGUGACGACGGAUUUGCACCAUUCGUGCACGGCAAGUCACACGGGUACGUCGGCGUCGGCGCCUCUGGCAGCCGGAAUUUGCGCCCUAGCCUUGGAAGCCAACCGCAAUUUGACGUGGCGUGAUAUGCAACACAUCGUAGUCCGAACUGCCAAACCGGCAAACCUCAAAGCAGACGACUGGCAAGUCAAUGGAGUAGGAAGAAAUGUGAGUCAUUCGUUCGGCUACGGACUGAUGGAUGCAGCGGCUAUGGUCCGGCUAGCUCGUGUCUGGUCAACAGUUGCCCCCCAGCAAUUCUGCGAAGUCCGCGCACCCGAUAUGAACAAAUUAAUUCCGGCCAAAAGUCAAAUCAAAAUUCAGUUGACCGUCCGCGAGUGCGCAGGAGUCAAUUUCAUGGAACACUUGCAGGCCCGCAUCAGUUUGGCGGCCGUCAGUCGGGGUGACAUCCAGAUCCAUUUAUCGUCUCCAUCGGGAACGCGUUCGACGCUCUUGGCCCUGCGUCCACACGACUCGUCUCGCAACGGUUUCCAUUCUUGGCCGUUCAUGUCCGUCCACUAUUGGGGAGAAAGUCCCUUUGGCGUCUGGACCCUGGAGAUUCAGAACGAGGGCCGAUAUCUCGGUCGGGCCACGCUUCAAGACUGGAUGCUAAGAAUAUACGGCACAAAAACGGACCCAGUGCGAUCAACGAGGUCUUCCCCAUCAUCCAACACGACCAACAUCGUUGUGCCGACAAUGUCAACGACGCAGUCAUCGGCCCCAACGUCGUCUGCUCCAUUAAACGCCUUUACUCUUUCCACUUUUAUGACGAUGGCCCCCAAAAAAAUGACACCAUCUCUGCUGGAUGGCCGUCACGUCGACAAUGUUGGGCCUAGAUCCGGCCAUGACUCUGUCCCACGCUCUAAAACAGCGACAUUGGCCGAGUGGAACGUGGCCGUUUAUGGGACCAAGGACUCGCCAGAGUCCAAACUGCGGGCGGCUAUAUCGCUGCCUUCGACUGUGGCUCCUACGACAACGGUGCAACCUACACCGAAAACGUCAGAAGAAGCCAUUAGACAGCAGCAAGCUCCUUCUACGACUGGUGGUGAGUGGCUGGAUAAAACGGCAAUUCAUCAAAAUAAUUUGGAGCAAAACGCGAGGGCUUCUUUCUUGCCGAACGACGUCCAACCGCUUGAACCCGUUCCAGUUUUGAGUAGCAGCGGUGGCGCUGGUAUCCGUUGCCGGCCUGGUCACUGGGACUCCGCGGCCGCCGUUUGUCUAAUGUGCGACGAUGGUGAUUUUCUGUGGCGAGGUCAGUGUGUUCCAUCGUGUCCAGAAUCGACUCACGCGAUUAACCAGACGGGAUUAGGCGGGAUUUUCCUUGCAUGCGUUCCGUGUCAUUAUUCAUGUCUGACAUGCAACGGGCCGAGUGAUUCAGAAUGUACCACUUGCCACGCCGAUUCACAACUCAAGUCUGUCAUUUUACCAGGAUACAAAGGCAAAGCGGAACAGUAUUGCCAUCCACGAGAAUUGGCCAAUUUAUUGGCCAAUUACGAACGUUGGUCUCUUGGUGUUGAAUUAGCGCUGGGCUUUAACGUGGCCGUCGUCAUGGCAUUGGUGGUCGUCAUGUUAUGCAAUAAAAAACCGGGCGGCGGAUCAUCUUGCGUUCUUAAUUGCUGCUCUACUGGUGCUGAACCAAAGAAAGAAUACCAUCAUCUUGUGCCCACAACAACAAACAAAUCCAAUACCCUUGCAGUUGAAGUGUACACAGAUGACCAUGAAGAUGAUGAGCCCGAAUCUAAUCGACGUCCAAUCACUGAAAAUUGAAGAUCUAAAUUGUGUUUUUGUGGAAAGAUUAUCUUUUUU